Molecule: messenger RNA, 3558 nt
Organism: Heteronotia binoei (common prickly gecko)
Lineage: Eukaryota; Metazoa; Chordata; Lepidosauria; Squamata; Gekkonidae
Gene: SP2
Product: Sp2 transcription factor
Exons: 7
Coding region: 134-1948 (604 amino acids)
Biological process (GO): regulation of transcription by RNA polymerase II
Molecular function (GO): RNA polymerase II cis-regulatory region sequence-specific DNA binding; DNA-binding transcription factor activity, RNA polymerase II-specific
Source: RefSeq, a predicted model, not a curated record
AGGGAUUGGUGCUUCGACAGGGUGCGGGGCGGGCCUUACAGGGCGGUGCCCGGGCUGCUGAGGAGGAAGAUGGCGCCGUGAGGGGGGUCCCAGCCGCUGCCGCCUCCGCUUCCCAGCCGAUUCAGAAAACAGUAUGGCUGCUACUGCUGCUGUCAGCCCCAGUGAGUAUUUGCAGCCUGCUGCUUCGACAGCCCAGGAUUCUCAGCCAUCUCCGCUAGCCCUGCUUGCUGCCACAUGUAGCAAAAUUGGCCCUCCAGCUGUGGAAGCAGCUGUAGCCUCUCCUGCUCCUCCUCAGCCUGCCCCUCGAAAGCUCGUCCCCAUCAAACCCGCUCCCCUCCCACUGAGUUCCAACAAGAACAGCAUCGGGAUCUUGUCAUCAAAAGGGAACCUCUUCCAGAUCCAGGGCUCCCAGUUGGGGACAUCCUAUCCUGGUGGGCAACUUGUGUUUACUAUCCAGAAUCCAACUGUGAUCAACAAAGGGGCUCGCUCACCUGCCAACAUCCAGUACCAGGCAGUUCCACAGAUCCAGACAACAUCGGGGCAGACCAUCCAAGUACAGCAGAACUUGGCCAACCAAAUACAGAUUAUUCCCAGUACCAUCACGUCUUCCCCCUCUUCCUCCUCCUCUUCCUCCUCCGCUCAUAAGCCCGUGCCAAUCAAGCCAGCACCCGCUCACAAGACCCCACCAGCAUCUGUCCACAACGCAAGCAACGUUGUCAAGUUAACUGGCACCAGUGGUAACGUCACACUCACUCUUCCUGUGAGUAACCUGGUGAGCGCCGGGGACGCCGGAGCCCAGACUCAGAUCGUCCCGGAGAGCCCCUCAAAACCGAGCAAGAAAUCCCGGAAGAAAGCGAUGUCGCCGGCUCAGACGACUGCCAUGGCUGUGGCGGAGCAAGUGGAGACGGUCUUGAUAGAGACCACGGCAGAUAACAUCAUUCAGGCGGGGAACAACCUGUUGAUCGUGCAGAGUCCCGGCUCUGGCCAGCCAGCAGUGGUCCAGCAAGUCCAAGUGGUCCAACCCAAGCAAGAGCCGCAGGUCGUUCAGAUCCCGCAGCAAGCUCUGCGGGUGGUCCAGGCAGCCUCGGCCACAUUGCCUACAGUCCCCCAGAAGUCACCACAGAACUUCCAGAUCCAGACCACUGAGCCAACUCCCACUCAGGUCUAUUUCAAGACUCCCUCUGGUGAGCUACAGUCAGUGCUGCUCCAAGAAGCCCCAGCUGUUACAGUGGCCCCUUCCCCCACUGCCUCCUCCGCCACAUCCUGCAGCAGUCCCAUCCCCCGUGUCUCCCAGGCAGGAGGAAGUACCAAAAAGACGGGGGCUCGCAAGGAGCGUGCCCUGCCAAAGAUCGCCCCUGCCGGAGGCAUCAUCAGCCUCAAUGCGGCUCAGCUUGCCGCCGCUGCUCAGGCCAUGCAGACCAUCAGCAUCAAUGGGGUGCAAGUUCAGGGCGUCCCUGUCACCAUCACCAACACCGGAGGCCAGCAGCAGCUGACGGUGCAAAACGUUUCCGGCAACAACCUGACCAUAAGCGGCCUGAGCCCCACCCAGAUCCAGCUACAGAUGGAGCAGGCACUUUCGGGGGACCUGCAGCCUGGGGAGAAGAGACGGCGGAUGGCGUGCACCUGCCCUAACUGCAAGGAUGGGGAAAAAAGGUUGGGGGAUCAGGGUAAGAAGAGGCACAUUUGCCAUGUGCCCGAAUGUGGGAAGACCUUCCGCAAGACCUCUCUGCUGCGGGCCCACGUGCGCCUGCACACAGGAGAGCGUCCGUUCAUUUGCAACUGGGUCUUCUGCGGGAAGCGGUUCACACGCAGCGAUGAACUGCAGCGGCAUGCCCGGACACACACAGGUGACAAGCGUUUUGAGUGUGCCCAGUGCCAAAAGCGGUUCAUUAGAAGUGACCACCUGACGAAGCACUAUAAAACCCACCUGGUCACCAAGAACUUGUAGGGCUGGAUGCAACCAGAAGAUACGGGGGAGCCAUCCCAGGGGUUUUGGUGACCCUGUUGCUACGAGGGGUCAAAGGACAGGGGGGAAAAAAAACACCCCAAGUUACACUCCUGAUCGGGGACGUCAGCUUUCCCAGUCGUCUCUUGACAGGAAAAGGGAGUAAAGGCCACUGUGUCCCAAGGUCCAUCGCUGGCCUCUGCCUCCCGAAGCGCUCCUUGGAACCCUUUCAGAAGGUGCACUGGACAGCGUGGUGUCAGGCUGGGAUGUGGAGAAGGAGCAACAUCACUUCCAAACAAAUUGGCUGAAAUCAGCACAAAGUCCAGGAGCGGGCAGGAAAGAGAUGGGGGGGGGGGGCGGCAGUAGCAAGGCAGAGCCCCCCGGCCCAGCAAUCCUUGGGAGCCCACAAAAUAAUUUUUUUACUCCAUUGCACCAAAGGGCCUCCGUAUGUAAGUGAUAGUAAAACCAGCUGCACCCCUCCCUUGUAGUCCCAGCUCCUCCUCCCCACCCCCACGUGCUUGUGAAGCUUUUUAAUGGGGGAUAGGGAUGCUGCCUGAAAAUGGGGACUCACUGCAUCUUUCCCCCCCCAGCACAUUCCUACUUUAUAUUUAAAAUUAUAAAUAUCUAUAAAUAUCUAUAUCUAUAUAUUACAAAAAGCCUCCUUAGGAAGCCCCGUGUUUUUUCUACAGAGAACGUUGCCUUACAUUCUUCCUCCCUUCCCACCCAGUUUCCAGAUUAUGUAUUGCGGACAGGUUUGUUGUUUUUCUUAAAAAAAAUAAUUAAUUUCCUUAACGAAAGAAACAGAGCCUUGCUUGAAUUGAAUGGCGCAAGUGCAAUCCAAAGCCCUUUCAUCGUUACCAAACGCGGGACCCAGACAGUUCCAUUUACUGGUCUGUGAAUCAGAGCCUUCUCUGUGCACAUAGCAGGGUUUUGGAUGUUUUCCCCCCAGGGGUGUAUGCAUGGGAGCAGCCUUUUGCUCAUGGAGGAGAGUGGGAGGAAGCCCCUGUGCAAAAGGGAACUCCUCUUGCGUAGGACAGUUCUAUGGCCUAGCGAAAGAAUCCCAGCUGUGUUAGAAGGUACCUCCAAGGCACACAGAGGGGAGGGGGAAUCUCUGGAGCACGAUAGCAUGUGAUUCUGCACUGCUGGGGUGGGCAGCUUUUGCCCAACUGGUUCUGCAGAUCUGCACGUAGAAAGAGAAUGCUGCGAUCCAGUGCCACCUGGUUUCCACGUACUGAAACAUAGGCAUUCUCUCUCCUGACGAUCUCUUUAUUGGUUUUUGUUGCCCCUCCCCCCUUUUAGAAACAGUCUCCCGGUAACAGCCCCUUUUCUCUGUAUUAUAGUGUAUAUUGUAUCAUAGACUAUAUAUUGCAUUGUGUUUCCUACAUGUUUCAAAAACAUACGGCUUGUUAUUUUUGAGCUUUUAAAUUAAAACAAAAAAUCCACUUUAUUUUUUAGUUGUAAUUGCUUGAAGUAUGUUGUUUUUCUUUGAAUAAGUGUCAAAUCCUUGUUAUUUUUUUAUUAACGAUGUAACUUGGCCAGCCAAUGUGAGAGGCUAGCCUAGGGGAGAAACAAUCACAUUUCUUGAUUAAAUAAAUUUAGUUGUCAAAAGCAAA